Messenger RNA from Acaulospora colombiana, 3072 nucleotides. The record is from the annotation of a GenBank genome assembly. Lineage: Eukaryota; Fungi; Glomeromycota; Glomeromycetes; Diversisporales; Acaulosporaceae.
AUGACAAACGAGGACAGAGUAAAGGAACAACGACGCAUGUGGGGGAUCAAAGUUGAUCAGUCGUCAAUAGUGUCGGACGCAAGACCCGUGAAAAGAACUAGGCUCGAGCAAGAUGCCAGCAAUAGCUAUGGCGGUUCACUGCCUCUGUCACCCUUCGGACGUCCGAUUGUUGAUAGAGGCCUUCCGCAAAUCUUACGUCCUGGUCCAGAAGUUUUCACGGUUUCCCCAAGGCCUUCUUCGUGCGACGAUGAACGUAACACCCUGAAAUUCAAUCAGGAACUUCUUAACAAUUUCGGUGGGACUCUGAGUUUAUCUCCAAGCACGAAUUCCUCCCUCUCGACGCCCAACUUUCAGCAACGCUUCAUCCUCAUGUCGCCCGCUUUCAAAGCCGGUCAAAUCAUCGAUCCCGUCAAUUUUUCGCCCGAAGCAAAAUGCUUACCUUCAACCGUCAGCGCGCAUAGUUUACAGACCCAGCGCAUUUCACUUCCGGAAACCAGCGCACCCAAGGAAACUAUUGAUGAAACAAAUAGGAAUUUAUGUUGGGGGAUGAUCGAGACUUUAGCAUUGAUCCUAUAUGAGAGGCGCAACGGCGGUCACGAGGAGGAGGAGGAGGUGCAAUUGAAGAGGGAAGUCACGGCAAAAAAUAAAGGUCAAUAUACUAUGAUUCGGGUGACCAAAGACGGUGAGCCGUUUGGCGUGGUUAAACAAGAGAUGGCUAAUGUGUUGGCACCGUUGAUGGAUGAGAAACUGAUUUGGACGGAAGCAUUUAUUCGAAAUUCUGCCAAGGAAAUGAUGAUUCCUCUUAGAAUCAUUAUUUAUGGCCCUCCUAAAAACACAGAGGCCAUAAGCACACAUCUGUACGAACGAGGCGUGCUUCUGUCCAAACCCGUUGUAUUCAAUUGCGCCACGCGAUACCUGAAUCCACAUGACCCACCCCUCAGAGGUUCUCAAUUGAGUAAAAAAAAUGCGCCUGGUUCCUACGGGGAUCACUAUCAUGGAGGUUCGAGCACGACCACCACCAGGACCUCGAAAGAAACGAAAAAUCAGAUAGACAAGCAUCAAAAACAAGCAUUAUAUUUCCUCUUGGAACGUGAAAAAUAUAAUGACUUCACGGACGAUGAGACCAACGCGUUGACUUCUCUCUGGCGCACCAGAACAAGCGCCGGUCGUCUCACGGUGUACUACAAUGUGGUCACAAAUGAUGAGACAAAGAGCAAGCCUGUUCAGAUGAGGGGUGGCAUUGUCGCCGAUGACAUGGGACUUGGCAAAACCAUACAGAUCAUUGCUUUGGUUCUCGGCACUCAGAAGGAAGCAAUCGAGUUUUCUCAAAGAUCCUCUUCCUGUGACUCAUUUUGCGCCAUCAAUAUUAAUCAAAGUUCCGCGCAAUCAAAAUCGGACUUUGGAUUUGAUGUGCCAACAAUGAAAUCUCGAGGCACCUUGAUCGUGUGUCCAUUGUCAACAGUGUCUAACUGGGAGGAUCAAUUAACCCAUCAUGUCCAACAAGGUUCCUUAAGCUUUUAUGUGUACCACGGGGGGGCACGAAUUUCCGAUCCUUCGUUGUUGAUAGAUUACGAUAUUGUGAUUACAACGUACAACGUAUCGGGGUCCGAGUUCAGUCGGGAAUCAAAAAACAAGAUACCUAGCGCAUUGCAGAGGAUCCAUUGGUUUCGGGUCGUGCUGGAUGAGGCGCACAUCAUCAAGGACGUUGCCACAAUACAGAGUAAAGCCGCGUGUUCGUUAAAGGCAGAACGUCGGUGGUGCCUGACGGGGACUCCAAUUCAGAACAAGGCGGAUGACCUUUUCGCUCUUGUCAAAUUCUUGCACAUGGUUCCAUUUAACAUCAAGGAAAAUUGGACCAGCUACAUAUUACGCCCGAUUAGAUCAUUUGAUCCUGUUGGUAUAAGUCGACUGCAAACUCUCAUGAAGUGCAUCACUCUUCGUCGGACGAAAAUGAUUAACGGCAAGUCCCUACUAUCGUUGCCCCCAAGAAAUGACCACAUACGAUAUCUCGAAUUGAGUGAAUACGAGCGUAGACUAUAUAAGAUGCACUUUGCGCAACUUAAACAGUUUGAACGCUUGGAGGAAAAUAAUAUAAUGCGACACUAUGCGAACAUUCUACAGUCGCUGUUGAGACUGCGUCAGAUAUGCGCCCAUUUUGCCUUAGUAAAGGAGACUGAAUUGCGGGGUAAUUUUGAGGUGGAGAAUGGGGCCAGUGGUUUGACCUCGUCGAAAGCGAUGACAAUACUCAACGUCUUCAAAGAAAGCGGAAUGGAUCAAUGCGGAUCCUGCAUGCAGGAGUUGACCCAGAGAUCUGUUGUGACGAAAUGCGAACAUUUGUUUUGUAUGGAAUGCGCUGCAAGAGUUAUGAGUGAAAUAUUAAAUUUUGGAAGUGAUAAAACUGUCGCUUGUCCUUUAUGUGGACUAGAAUUAGGGUCAUCUGAUGUUAUUGAGGUCAGUGACGAUGUUAUCGAGGUCAGUGACUCGAAAGACUACGAGGAUCAUCUCUCAAGGGCCAACCCAGACAGGAACUCGCACAGCACCAAGGUUAAGGCUUUGAUCGGAGAUUUGGUUCAAGCAAAAAUCGAUGGAAUCAAAAGUGUGGUGUUCUCACAAUGGACUAGAAUGCUGGAUCUAAUUGAGGAUGCCCUGAUUGAAAAUAAUAUAAUGUUUACCCGAUUGGAUGGUGCCAUGACUCGUGCCGAGCGUACACAGAAUAUGGAGACUUUUAGGAAACAGGAUGACGUUGGUGUAAUCCUUAUAUCGCUAAAAGCCGGAGGCGUCGGGUUGAAUCUAACGGUCGCCCAACGAGUGUAUCUCAUGGAUCCUUUCUGGAACCCUUCGGUAGAAAAUCAAGCGAUCGAUAGAAUUCAUCGUUUAGGUCAAACCUGUACCGUGGAUACAUUCAGUGCAUUGAUGUUUAAUUAUUUGCGUAAAAAGGAUUCGGUAGAAGAAACCAUCUUGAAAUUACAGGAGCGUAAACUUCAGCUUGCAGAACUGACUCUCUCUGAAAAAUUGAGCAAACAAGAAAUCACGAGAAGAAGAAUAGAGGACCUGAUAUCUUUAUUUAAAUAA